GCCAGUGAUGUGAUGAAUCUCGGCCUGGGCGAUGGGGUCGAAUUCUGAUGGAUAUUUAGUGCCCUGCGCCUAUUGCAUCGCCUUGCUGGACUUCAUAUCCGCCAUGCUAUUCGCAAUUAUCUCAGGAGUGGUAUUUGCCAGGCAUGGUCAUUGGUCCGCCUUGCUAGCCCUGAUCUUCACCCUUUUCUGGAUGCUCAUAAUCAUAGUUCUUCUGGCGGGUAUCUAUAGACGGAAGCUGGGACUGAUACGAUUUUGGUUGGUGUUCACCUGCUUGGGCAUACUCCUAGAUGGAUUUAUACUGCUCUACGGCCUGACUUUGGCCAUAUCUGUGAACUGGGAGGGUGUCAAAAUCACAGUGCUGCCCUUCGUGGGACUGGCUGUGGAAAUGACUUUUGUCUAUAUCAUUUACCUACUGUAUCUGGACAUGAUUGAUUACAGUGCAUCAGAAUCGCCUUAUGAAGAGAAGUAUAGGGAAAGGAGUGGCUGUGAAGUGGAAUACGCUGAGGAGGAGGAAAAGCCACCACUGGAUCGCAAGGAUCUGAAACGCAUGGAAAAACAAGCCAAGGAGCGCAUGAAAAGGGAUAAAGCCGUGCUCAAAAAACUGCAGAAGCAAAUGCGAAAGUAAAGGAAUUUAAUAUUUAGAGCACUUCUUUUUAUAUUUUUAAAAUAAACAUUAAAAUGAGUGC
Messenger RNA from Drosophila erecta, 686 nucleotides. RefSeq lists its product as uncharacterized. The record is from RefSeq and is a predicted model, not a curated record. The coding region runs from base 32 to 625 and encodes 197 amino acids. NCBI's taxonomy places the organism in Eukaryota, Metazoa, Arthropoda, Insecta, Diptera, Drosophilidae. The transcript has 3 exons.